CGCUCACUCGGCUUUCCUCCUCUGCUCCACCCCCCUCAACUAUUUCGAGCUAAGCAGGAGCCCAGCGGCUCCAGUUCCAGAUCCCUGGAGCUUUGACAACCUCUUCCGAUCUUUUUUUCUCACCUUCCAAGGAGCCCUUAGACCUUCCGACAUGGCUUGCCCCAUCUUUCUGGAAGGGGAAAACUGUAAGCCUUCUUGGAAGGAAGCCACGGCGGGUUACAAUCCAGCCGACACUCACUUGGAAAUCAUGGGGAAGCCAGUGAUGGAGCGGUGGGAAACCCCCUACAUGCAUGCCUUGGCCAGCGUGGCUGCUUCACAAGGCUGCAGCCCAUUAUCGGACAGCGGACUAUUUGCAACCUGUCCAUGGGCUGCUACGCAUGCACACGUGCACAGCUUGAUAGUAAUAGUUGAUAGCAAUACUGGUGAAUUGAUGUGCACGGACAUGUCUGUUGUCCCCUUGAAAGGGCUGUGGGAAGAUGUCGCACCAACCUUGCCGGAUGGACAUUUUAAUGGGAUUCUCUACGACACGUACCCCUUGUCGGAAGACACCUGGCACACCCAUCAGUUUGACUUCAUCAAGGCUCACGCCCAUCGCCUCCUGAAGCCAGGUGGGGUCUUCACCUAUUGCAACUUGACUUCCUGGGGGGACCUAAUGAAGAGCAAGUAUUCGGACAUUGAAAAGAUGUUUCAGGAAACACAAAUUACUCACUUGAUGGAGGCCGGUUUUGAGACCAAGAAUAUCCACACUACCCUUAUGGACCUGAUUCCUCCAGCUGACUGCAGAUACUAUGCCUUCCCCAAGAUGAUCGUGCCUGCCAUCUUCAAAUAGAUCUCCCAGGGAGGAAGAUCUCUCAGGAUCAAAAAAAGGGAUCGGUGUGUUGGCAAGACACACCAGCAGUCACAUGAAAUGUUGUUCUCUCAUGGCAGAUGGGAGAGGUGAAAACUAAUGUGUGGAAGAGAGCCACUUUAGAGUUUUCCCUUGCUAAGAAUUUAUUUUAACCAG
Molecule: messenger RNA, 1003 nt
Organism: Pseudonaja textilis
Lineage: Eukaryota; Metazoa; Chordata; Lepidosauria; Squamata; Elapidae
Source: RefSeq, a predicted model, not a curated record